This is a messenger RNA of Myotis davidii, 1479 nucleotides long. It is a transcript of the gene HIGD1B, whose product is annotated as HIG1 hypoxia inducible domain family member 1B. The transcript is spliced from 4 exons. Lineage: Eukaryota; Metazoa; Chordata; Mammalia; Chiroptera; Vespertilionidae. Gene Ontology annotation, cellular component: mitochondrion. The coding region runs from base 889 to 1188 and encodes 99 amino acids. The record is from RefSeq and is a predicted model, not a curated record. Gene Ontology annotation, biological process: mitochondrial respirasome assembly.
UGGCCAGCCUACUGGAAAGCAGAGUAACUGUCCAGGGAUACCCACUGGACAACAAUAGGAGUACACAUUUUGGAGCCAGCCAGACCUGGGUUCAGAUCUCAGCACUGCCAUUUCCUAGCUGUGUACCCUUGGACAAACCAUUUAGCCUUGGAGAAGCUCAAUUCCCUGGUCUGUAAACAAACUGCUACUUACCAUAUAGUAGAGAGGUUUGAAACAUAAAUACCAAAACAGAGUAGGCACCAAUGCUGGUAAUUGUCAUUUCUGUAAACCCCGAGGCAGUAUAAAGAGCUCUGGAGAUGUGAGCGAAGUCCCAGUUGCUUCAAACUCCUGAACAAAUCUCCUUGGUCCAGGAAGCAUCCUUGAAGGUAUUGACACCAAGACCAGACAGCCUGCCUCCCACAAUUGGAGCAUUAAAUUUACAUCUCACAUUGCUCAUAAGAAUAUUUGAGGCCGUAUAGCUCAAGGAAGAACCCAGGAGCUCUCCCCGUCUUUGCUUCUCUAUUUCCAUCUCUGUUCUCCAUAUCAAGUCCAUCUCUGAUCCGGCCACUUAUUUCCAUGAGAAUUAAAAUAUUAAACCUGGCUAAGGGCCCUGUUCCAUUUGGUCUUUCAUUCCUCUCCGGUGCCUGGAGUCCAUCCUGAAGCUCAGCAGAUGGGGGGUUAAGACCGCUGCCCUGUCCUAUCUCCUCCCCUCUCCAUUCCUGACUUCAAAGUCUCCAUAAAGCCCGCUGUUGCUUCCCUGACCCCGUCGUGGCAGCUUCAUCAUCGGCUCUUGGCCAGUUCAAAACGGACGCUGAGCCCUGGCCCGGCUGCUCAGUCCACGUCCAGGCCACCUCCUGCGGGCUGGGCUGAAGCCUAGGAACCCUGCUGCCAACAUCUGGGGGCAGGACCAUGUCCGCCAACAAAGGCUGGUGGGUGCCACCCGAAGGGGAAGACAGCGUGUCUGAGAAGUUCCUGAGGAAGACCAGGGAGUCUCCACUGGUGCCUAUAGGCUUAGGAGGCUGCCUAGUGGUGGCAGCCUACAGGAUUUACCGGCUGAAGGCUCGCGGUUCCACCAAGAUGUCCAUACACCUGAUUCAUACCCGAGUGGCAGCGCAGGCCUGUGCUGUGGGUGCCAUCAUGCUAGGUGCUGUGUACACAAUGUACAGAGACUAUAUCAAGAGAGCAACACAGGAUGCGGGGGAGAAGUAGGUUUCUACAGCCAAGGGCAGUCAGACCCUCUCACAGCAAUCCCUGGUAUGUUCCUAAUAAAGGAAUUGUGCAGAAAAUUGACAGUCUCUUCUUCACCUGGGAUAGGAGAUGAAGGGAUUGGCAGUGGCUGGUGGGGGAGCUUAGAGCAAAGGGUUGGAGAUCAGAGUUGUGGCUCUGAACUUCAGGGCAACAGAAACUCUCAGUGGGGCAGACAGAGAGGUGCAGCAGACCUCCGAUCCCAGAAACCCAACAAUUCCCAAGCCAGCUCAGGCCCACCUGGAAAAGCAUGGU